AAAGCCGGGCUUCCUCGGGCUGGGUUGGGGACAGACCUUCCGGCUUAAGUUUCUGCAGAUGCCACCCUUCGCCCCCCAACUCCCUCUAGGCGCACGCGCGGCGGCUUUAAGAGGCGCCACCCCCCCUCUGCUGGCUCCCACAAUGGUCUGAGCCGAGCUCUGCUUCCCAAAGCAAAAUUUGUAAUAUGCCAUUUUUGCCCCUGGACGCCGCUGCUCGGGGCUCGCCCAUGGAGCCGCGGCAAGAUGCUCGGGCGCAGCCUCGCCGAGCCGCAGGGCCGGGAGCCGGGGUGGCGCCGGAGACCGCCUGGGUCUGAGCUGCUCAGCCGUUCUCCUCCGGGGCGAAGGGAAAUGGUCCAGGGGUGCCUGGGGUGAGCCUUUCCUCGAGUCCAGCUCGAGCCUGCGGCGCUUGUCAUUGAGAAUUGGAAGGAGCAGGACCCGGAAUCACAGACAUUAGCAAUGAUGUGCGAAGUGAUGCCCACGAUUAACGAGGACACCCCUAUGAGCCAAAGGGGGUCCCAAAGCAGCGGCUCAGACUCGGACUCCCACUUCGAGCAGCUGAUGGUGAAUAUGCUGGAUGAGCGGGACCGCCUGCUCGACACCCUCCGGGAGACCCAGGAGAGCCUGUCGCUGGCCCAGCAGCGGCUGCAGGAUGUCAUUUAUGAUCGCGACUCUCUGCAGAGGCAGCUCAACUCCGCCCUGCCGCAGGACAUCGAAUCCUUAGGAGGGCUGACUGGUUCUAAGGGGUCUGAGCCACCGGAAUUUGCUGCACUGACUAAAGAAUUAAAUGCCUGCAGAGAACAGCUUCUAGAAAAGGAAGAAGAAAUUUCUGAACUUAAAGCUGAAAGAAACAACACAAGACUGUUACUGGAGCACCUGGAGUGCCUUGUGUCACGCCACGAGAGGUCACUAAGGAUGACGGUGGUCAAACGGCAAGCCCAGUCCCCUUCAGGGGUGUCCAGUGAAGUUGAGGUCCUCAAGGCCCUGAAAUCUUUGUUUGAGCACCACAAGGCCUUGGAUGAAAAGGUGAGGGAGCGACUGAGAGUUUCUUUAGAAAGAGUCUCUGCACUGGAAGAAGAACUUGCCGCUGCUAAUCAGGAGAUUGUUGCCUUGCGUGAACAAAAUGUUCAUAUACAGAGAAAAAUGGCCUCAAGUGAGGGAUCUACAGAGUCAGAACAUCUGGAAGGGUUGGAACCUGGCCAGAAAAUUCAUGAGAAGCGUCUGUCUAACGGUUCUAUAGAUUCAACUGAUGAAACUAGUCAAAUAAUGGAACUACAAGAAUUACUUGAAAAGCAAAAUUAUGAAAUGGCCCAAAUGAAAGAACGAUUAGCAGCCCUCUCCUCGAGGGUGGGAGAGGUGGAACAGGAGGCGGAGACAGCCAGAAAAGAUCUCAUUAAAACAGAAGAAAUGAACACAAAGUAUCAGAGGGACAUCAGGGAAGCCAUGGCACAGAAGGAAGAUAUGGAAGAGAGAAUCACAACCCUUGAGAAGCGUUACCUCAGUGCUCAGAGAGAAUCUACCUCCAUACAUGACAUGAAUGACAAAUUAGAAAAUGAGCUGGCAAAUAAGGAGGCCAUACUACGGCAGAUGGAAGAAAAGAACAGACAAUUGCAAGAACGUCUUGAGUUGGCUGAACAAAAGCUGCAGCAGACAAUGAGAAAAGCUGAAACUUUACCUGAAGUAGAGGCUGAAUUAGCUCAACGAAUUGCAGCUUUGACAAAGUCUGAUCCAACCUCUUCUACCUCAUCCGAUGAUUAUCAAUAUGUUAUGGAAGCUAAACUCCAAGAAAUGAUCUCCAUACGUAGGAAGGCUGAGGAGAGACAUGGAAACAUUGAAGAACGAAUGAGACAUUUAGAAGGUCAACUUGAAGAGAAAAAUCAAGAACUUCAAAGAGCAAGGCAAAGAGAAAAAAUGAAUGAGGAGCACAACAAGAGAUUAUCUGAUACUGUAGAUAGACUUCUGACUGAAUCCAAUGAGCGUUUGCAGCUACACUUAAAGGAAAGAAUGGCAGCCCUUGAAGAGAAGAAUGUUUUAAUUCAAGAAUCAGAAACUUUCAGAAAGAAUCUGGAAGAAUCUUUACAUGAUAAGGAAAGGCUGGGUGAAGAAAUUGAAAAGCUGAGAUCUGAAUUGGACCAAAUGAAAAUGAGAACUGGAUCUCUAAUUGAACCCACAAUAUCAAGAACUCAUUUAGACACAUCAGCUGAGUUGCGAUAUUCCGUGGGCUCCUUGGUGGACAGUCAGUCUGAUUACCGGACAACAAAAGUUAUAAGGAGACCAAGGAGAGGCCGCAUGGGGGUGCGAAGAGAUGAGCCAAAGGUGAAAUCUCUUGGAGACCAUGAGUGGAACAGAACUCAACCAAUUGGAGUACUCAGUAGCCACCCAUUUGAAAGUGACACAGAAAUGUCUGAUAUUGAUGAUGAUGACAGAGAAACAAUUUUCAGUUCAAUGGAUCUUCUUUCUCCAAGUGGCCAUUCUGAUGCCCAGACCUUGGCCAUGAUGCUCCAGGAACAACUGGAUGCCAUCAACAAAGAAAUCAGGCUUAUUCAAGAGGAAAAAGAAUCGACCGAGUUACGAGCUGAAGAAAUUGAGAACAGAGUGGCCAGUGUGAGCCUGGAAGGCUUGAAUUUGGCCCGAGUCCACGCUGGUCCCUCCAUCACUGCCUCAGUUACUGCUUCUUCUCUGGCGAGCUCAUCUCCCCCCAGUGGCCACUCAACGCCAAAGCUCACCCCGAGAAGUCCUGCCAGGGAGAUGGACCGGAUGGGCGUCAUGACAUUGCCAAGUGAUCUCAGGAAACAUCGGAGAAAGAUUGCAGUAGUGGAAGAAGAUGGUCGGGAGGAUAAAGCAACGAUUAAAUGUGAAACUUCUCCUCCUCCUACCCCUAGAACCAUCAGGAUGACUCACACCCUCCCUUCUUCCUAUCACAAUGAAGCCAGAAGCAGUCUCGCUGCCUCCCUGGAGCCAGAAGGCCUGGGGCUGGGUAGUGCUAAUAGCAGUCAAGACUCCCUGCACAAAGCGCCCAAGAAGAAGGGCAUUAAGUCAUCGAUCGGGCGCCUAUUUGGGAAGAAAGAAAAGGCACGCUUGGGGCAGCUCCGGGGUUUUAUGGAGACUGAGGCUGCAGCUCAAGAAUCCCUGGGGGUAAGCAAACUCGGAACCCAGGCAGAGAAGGACAGAAGAUUGAAGAAAAAGCAUGAACUUCUAGAAGAAGCUCGAAGAAAGGGCUUACCUUUUGCCCAGUGGGAUGGACCCACUGUGGUUGCAUGGCUAGAGCUCUGGCUGGGAAUGCCUGCUUGGUAUGUGGCAGCCUGCAGAGCCAACGUGAAGAGCGGUGCCAUCAUGUCUGCGCUCUCCGACACUGAGAUCCAGCGAGAAAUCGGUAUCAGCAACCCUCUGCAUCGGUUAAAGUUGAGAUUGGCAAUCCAGGAGAUGGUCUCCCUAACAAGCCCUUCAGCUCCCCCCACAUCCCGAACUCCUUCAGGCAAUGUUUGGGUGACCCAUGAAGAAAUGGAAAAUCUAGCUGCUCCAGCCAAAAUGAAAGAAUCUGAGGAAGGGAGCUGGGCACAGUGUCCGGUUUUUCUGCAGACUCUGGCGUAUGGUGACAUGAAUCAUGAAUGGAUUGGAAAUGAGUGGCUUCCCAGCCUAGGGCUGCCGCAGUAUAGAAGUUAUUUUAUGGAAUGCUUGGUAGAUGCAAGAAUGUUAGAUCACCUCACAAAAAAAGAUCUUCGAGUGCAUUUAAAAAUGGUGGAUAGUUUCCAUCGAACAAGUUUACAAUAUGGAAUCAUGUGUUUAAAACGGUUGAAUUAUGACAGAAAGGAAUUAGAAAGAAGACGAGAAUCAUCUCAACAUGAAAUAAAAGAUGUGUUGGUGUGGAGCAAUGAUCGAGUGAUCCGCUGGAUACAAGCAAUUGGACUGCGAGAAUAUGCAAAUAAUAUUCUUGAGAGUGGGGUUCAUGGCUCCCUUAUAGCCUUGGACGAGAAUUUUGACUACAGCAGCCUGGCGUUACUAUUGCAGAUUCCAACACAAAACACCCAGGCUAGGCAGAUUCUUGAAAGGGAAUAUAAUAACCUCCUUGCCCUGGGGACUGAACGGCGUCUGGAUGAAAGCGAUGACAAGAAUUUCAGGCGUGGGUCAACGUGGAGAAGGCAAUUUCCUCCCCGGGAAGUGCAUGGAAUCAGUAUGAUGCCUGGAUCCGCGGAAACUUUGCCAGCAGGCUUUAGAUUAACCACGACAUCUGGACAGUCAAGGAAAAUGGCCACAGAUGUUGCUUCAUCCAGACUGCAGAGGUUAGACAACUCCACUGUUCGCACAUAUUCAUGUUGACAAGCCACUCCAAGGAGGCAGCACUGACUUGCUAUGUCGUCUUUUCAGUCUAUUCUACCUAAAGUGCUCUACCAUCUAUGAAGAACAGCUGUGGAAACCUCAAUGAAGACAAAACUCUAAGGAAAUAACCACUAUGAUGGUUUAAUUAAACUGAAAGUGUGAUUGGGGGGUGGGGGGAACUCAGAACUUCUGUUUGAAUAGUUUACUAAAAUUGUAAGAAAAAUGCUUACGUCAUUUGAAUAAUAAGCAUCAUCCACAUCAUAAUUUCUGUACAAUGAAGGCUCUUAUUAAACAGAGCCACUUUUUUUCAUGUUUUAUUGUAAGAUACUAGGCAUUUCUGUAUUAUUGUGUAUUUCUUUUUAAAUGUGUAAGUCUUAUGUAAAUGGAUAUAAAUAUGAUUUUUUAAAUAAAUAAAAUAUAUGGUUCAUGGAGUCCUGAGUGCAAACACUUGACAAUUCCAAGUAACAUUUGUAUUUUACCAUUCCACCAUUUUUACAGUUUUUGAAUUGUAACAGUCAAAUCAAAAUGUUCCCUGGGAGCAUGUUUUAUGCUUCUCUAUGUUUCCCCUUCAAAUCUGUCAACACUUAAAGCUGAAAACCUGCCUCUGAUCAUGUAAAAAAAUGAGAAAAAAAUAGAAAAAAAAAGAAUGAUUUAACCUGAACUGGAGCCAAAUAUAGACCUUUAAAGGCAAUCAGGGAUGUCCUUUAUCUUUAAAAAAUAGCACUGUGAAAGCUUGCUCUGCUUUUCCAUAUGAAACAAAGCCAAACUGUUUACAAGAGUCAAAGAAAUUAUUUUAAAAAAUGUAUAAAGAAAAAAACAUCUCUUGUUACUGUGGACAAAAGAAAAAAAAACACAACUUCUUUAUUCAGAACCACAUCAUUCUUCAAAUACCUUAAACUGCCAAUCUCAAGUAUUCAGUGACUGUCAACCACUGAAGUCUGUGGCUUGUGGCCCACUGGAAAAAAAGUAAAACCUCAGAAACUCUUCCCUUUUGUCAAUGUAACAGGGCAUUAGCCAGACUCCUAUCUAAUGUGAGAAGCUUUUAGCCAAGAUGGCCUUGCUGUGACUUCCCUGCAGUUCUUCUUAUCAGAGGAAUAAAAUGAAAGACAGAAUGAACAACCUAUAUAUUGUACAGAAGUAUAGAAGAGUAAGCUCUUCCCUGUGGCUUUA
Suncus etruscus (white-toothed pygmy shrew) is the source of this 5484-nucleotide messenger RNA. RefSeq names its product PTPRF interacting protein alpha 2 (gene PPFIA2). The coding region runs from base 457 to 4314 and encodes 1285 amino acids. Lineage: Eukaryota; Metazoa; Chordata; Mammalia; Eulipotyphla; Soricidae. Gene Ontology annotation, cellular component: presynaptic active zone. Gene Ontology annotation, biological process: synapse organization. The record is from RefSeq and is a predicted model, not a curated record. Gene Ontology annotation, molecular function: protein binding. The transcript is spliced from 33 exons.